AUGCGCCGGUCGAAGAAGCUCAAUGAGUCCAAGUCCGCCUCGAUCCUGCACCUGCGCUCGCAGACGCCGGCCAAGGACCUGCGCGGGAGCAAGAGCGCCACCAUGCUCAACCGCGGCCCCGGCCGCAAGCACCGCACGGGGUCGCAGACGGCCGUGGCCCCGCCGUCCCUGCUCAUGGCGCGGCGCGGCACGAAGACGGAGGAGCGGCCGCCGAGCUUUUGGAACGUCGCGCCGGAUCUGAUGAUGAGCGACCUCGAGUUCGACCUGCGGCAGAAGCAGUCCUUCGACUUCGAGGCGAAGCGGCGGCGCCAGGCCGCCGAGGGGCCGACGCGGGCGCAGAAGAACCGGUCCAUGCUCCAGCGGCGCGCGUCCAUCCUGGGCUACAACGAGCUCAACCGGACGCUGCGGUUCCCGUCGAAGCACCGCGACCAGAUGGAGACGGACACGGAGUCCGAGAGCGACGACGACCGGCCCCACCUCCACCGGGGCUCCGUCGACAGCCACCACCCGUCGACGGCGGCGGAGUCGACGGCCGCGACGCUCCGGAGCGCGCGGCUCUCCGUCGCCGGCGACGAACAGGCGGCGCUCUUCCCCAACGGGCUGCGGCGGGGCGACUACGUCGGCAAGCAGGCGAAGCCGCGCUACUUCGACGUCUACCGGCGGAUCCUGCGCAAGGGCAAGACCGUGCCGCUGCACCUGCCGCUCGACGACGUCGUCAGGGACACGCUCGCGGCCGCGCCGAGCCGCGACGUCUCCGACGACGACGGCGAGCUCCUCGUCGACGACGACGACGUCACGGAGGCGCCGGGCGCCGUCGUGACGGGCAAGGCCGACGCCGAGAUCUUCGAGGCCUGGGACUCGCCGCGCCACGUCUUCGCGCGGUGCUGCGCGGAGCUCGCGCCGCUCGGCUGCCUGCCGGAGCCCCUCUUCAUCCGCUCGGGCGCCGAGGGCGACGCGGAGAAGAUCGACCUGAGCCACCGGGCGCUGGGCGACGGCCUGGCCUGCGCCUUCGCGAAGAUCAUCCCGAACAUCCCGCGCCUCAUCACGCUGAACAUGCGCGACAACCGCAUGACGGACGUGGGCAUCGCGGCCGUGCUCCACGCGGUCUGCACGCACAACGGCGGCGGCUGCCCGCGGCUGACGAAUUUAAAUUUGUCGCAGAACGACAUCGACCUCGAGGCCGUCGAGUCCAUCGCGGAGUUCGUGUCGUUCUCGGGCUGCGCGCUCAAGAAACUCACGCUCGAGACCGCGGACCUCGACGACACGGAGUGCGGCGUGCUCAUGAAGGCCAUGACCGUCAACACGCACCUCACCGAAAUGUCCGUGCGCGGGAACAUCCUCGGCGGCUACGGGGAGAAGCUCCUGCGGCCCGUCGUCAUCGAGGCCGGCGACGCCGCGAAGGCGCCGCCGCUGGCGGAGAAGGCGCCCUGGAACGCGUCGACGAAGCCCGGCGGCCUGCUGGAGAAGUCGCCGUCGCGCCGGUCGAGCUUCUCGUCGUCCGCGGGGCCCCGCUGGCACUACGCGGGCGGCGUCGCCGUCGCGGUCGAGAACGCGCACCUCACGAAGCUGGACCUGUCCUGGAACGCGCUGGGCACGUCGUCGGGCAUCGCCAUCGGCGUCGGCCUCGGCGUGAACCGCGCGCUGCGCUGGCUGAACCUGGCCUACAACUCCAUCGGCGACAAGGGCGCGGCGGCGAUCGGCCGCGCGCUCGACAGCAACGGGCGGCUGCGGACGCUGAACCUCGCGCACACGGGCGUCGGGCCCGUGGCGGCCAUGGUCAUCGCCGAGGGCAUGCGCGAGAAUUACGCGUUGGACGUGCUCAACGUGAGCGGCAACCCCGUGGGCUUCCUCGGCGGCCGCGCGCUCAUGCGCGUGCUCAACACGUCGCGGCGGCCGCGGACGCUGCUCAUGAACGACGUCGCCUUCGACGUGUCGGCCGCCGGCGGCUUCGACAGCGACAGCCCGGCGGGGAAGUACGUCCUGGACAUCGACGACCCGGGCGACUGGAUGGUCGCGCGGGCGCUGGUGUGGAUCGCGACGACGCGGCCCGGCGCGCGGUUUAAGCGCAUCGCCGAGGUCGCGGACGUGCCCCCGGAGGGCGAGGUCAGCGACCUCGACAAGUCGCCGGAGCAGAUCCGCGCCGAGACCGUGGACCGGCUCGUCGUGUCCGCGGCCAAGGCCCAGGGCGCGAUCGCGCCGCCGAAGGAGGCGAAGCCGAACCGGCGCCAGGUGACCCUCGUGCGGCGCUUCGACGACAACGCGGGCAAGGGCGCGGGCACCGUGGGCUGGAAGCCGCCGAAGAAGGCGCGGAAGCGGCGGCCGAAGAUGGACGAGGCGACGGCGAACCGCCUGCAGAAGCGGCUCAGGGACGCGAUCGGCACGAUCUCCAUCAAGGCGCUCUUCAAGCGCUACGACCAGGACAUGAACGGCAUCGACGCCGACGAGUUCAUCAAGAUGACGCGGCGGGACCUGCGCCUGCCGAAGGACGGCGCCCAGGGCGUCACCGACGACGAGAUCGACUGGCUCGUCACGGCGCUCGACAGGGCAGCAAAAGGGUGCGAAAUUCCCAACUUCAAAGGCUCCUAUCUCGGCCGUUUUCCGCUCGCGCUCGACACGGACCAGGGCGGCACGGUCGUCGCGAACCCGUUCGCGCCCGAGUGGAAGGCCGCGAAGAUGCUCCAGCGGCGGCUCCGCACGAUCCGCAUGCACCGCGAGGCCCAGCAGCGCGCGGCGAUCCUCGCGACGAACUCGGACGUCGCGUCCUUCGCGCGGAACGUCGACGGAUGCGGCGACGGACCGAAGACGCGCGGCCGGCCGCGCUUCGGCAUGCGGGCCCACGCGGCCAACGAGACGGGCAGCCAGCAGCGCCUGCGCAUCCUGAAGCGGUGCCUCCUCGACGGCGACACGGGCGAGCCCUUCGAGCCGCGGCGCGGCGCGAAGCUCGAGCUCGAGUUCGAGCAGCACGCGCUCCCCGCGUCGGAGCUCGGCAUGCUCAACGCGACGGGGCUGCUGGCGGUGGCCCAGGUCCUCGUGCGCACGACCCUCGAGGACCGGCUGACGCUCCUGCGGCUGGCCUUCGCGGAGGUCUACGUCGUCGCGGCGCAAGCGCAGGACCUGCUGGACCGCGUCGGGAGCUCGCACCGGCCCUUCGACGGCAACGAGCUCGUCGAGGCGCUCUUCUGUCUCCUGCAGCGCGUCGUCGACACGCAGAGCGUGCACAACCUGAUGGAGCGCAAUCUGAGCCGGGACCAGGCCGUGCUCCUGCGGUCGAAAUUCGGCGGCGCGUACUGCGUCUUCACGGGCGCGUUGUGCGGCCACCACGACCUCGACCUCACGCGGCCGGUGGAAAGAGCGGCCCUGCACCGCCUCGUGACCUACGACGCGAUCCAGGCGGCGCAGCAGCGCGGCGCGUUCGGCGACGACGGCGGCGACGCGGGCGGCGAGGCGGUGGGCGUCUACGCGAACGAGGACACGACCGCGGCGCUCGCGCGCGGCGGCACGAGCCAGCACGGCGACUACCGGGGCUUCCGGAACGCGACGAUGAACCGCGUGCGCAUCAAGCACGACGCCAUCGAGCGGCUCGCCGUCGGCUUCGGCUCGAUGGGCGCGCACGACCCGAACCCCGUCGCGGGCAAGCGGACGCUGAGCUUCGACUACGUUGCGAAUUUAAAGCCGCCGACGACGGCGGCGCCGGCGGGCGAGGCGCGCGUCGACACGCUGCUCCACAGCUGCGGCCUCAAGUUCGACGCGACGGAGGUCACGAAGAGCGCGAAGCUCACGCGGCUCAUGCCGACGUUCAUGUUCCAGCAGGUGCUGCGCAAGAAGACCGUGCGGCCCAAGGAGUUACGGGUCGUCGGCUACAAGAGCGCGAGCCAGUCGUCGGAGUCCGCGGCGGAGGCCGCGGCCGCGCACAAGCGCGAGAAGUUCAAGCGGCUCAAGCUCAAGGGCGUCUGCGACCGGUCCGCGCACCACGGCAAGCCCUGGGACGUCGCCGACUGGCUCGAGGCGCGCUACGCGACGCCCCGGGUCACCUGGCACCGCGCGGACCUCGAGAGCCUCGCGGCGUCGCUCGACGUCGGCGAGGCCGCGAUGCGGUGCGACGUCGAGGAGGGGCGGCUGCUGCCCGCGGCGGCGGGCGGCCGGGGCGGCGCGGGCCCGGGCGAGUCCCUGCCGUCCGUGAAGAUCGUGCGCUCCGUCUUCGAGGUCCGCGCGCGCGUCUGCCACCCGGGCGAGCUCUCGGCGCUCACGUGGCGCCACGCGGCGCCGACGCCCGGGGACGUCGCGAAGCGCGAGUCCGUCAAGCACAGCGACCUGUUGCCGGCGAAGUUCGACUCGAACCGGUCCCAGCGGAGCCAGCCCCGGAAGCUGAAGCGGCGCACGUCCAUGGACGACCUGAGCUUCAUCUCCAAGGUCCAGGCGGCGAUCCGCGCGCGCGCGGCGCGCGCGGCGAGCAAGGUCGCCCACGGCGCGCCGCCGGUCAUCGAGACCUUCAUCUCGCGGCGCCUGCCCGUGGACCAGGACGGCCGGCUCCAGUCGAACCCCGCGCGCGCGGCGAUCCUCGGCGUCGUCGAGGCGUGCCGCGACCGGCUGGGCGUCCGCGUGGGCCACGAGGACGUGCGCCUCACGCUGCGCUGCAAGAACGGCGAGAACGCGUCGUCGCUGCCGCCCAAGUUCCUCGACGGCGUCGACACGGCCGCGACGGUCUUCUACUACGACGUCUACGUCCGGGGCCUGCCCGAGCGGCCGUUCCUCCCCUGCCGCGGGGACAGCGGCUUCGUCCACGGCGCCUGGGUGCCCUACGAGGAGUGCGAGGAGCCGCCGUCGCCCGAGGAGCUCGACUUCUCCAAGGUCGUGCUCCAGUGCCGCCUCGCGACGACGUCGGACCUCUUCCUCUGCCGCCAGAUCCGGCACAUCGUCGAGCGCUUCGAGCACCACAAGGAGAAGCUCGAGAUCCAGAAGAAGUGGCGCGAGCGCAAGGCCGCCAUGGAGAAGGAGUCCAAGGCCCUCAUGAAACGGCGCGCGUCGCUCGAUCGCCUCGCGUCGUUCGGCCGGUCCGGCGGCCGCGACCUGAGCCCCGCGAUGAUCCAGCGGUCGCUGGCGCCGCCGCCGGCGCGGACGGAGGUGGGGCCCGCGGCGCCGGCGGACGGCGCCAAGCCCGCGCGGCCCCGGUCGGCGACGAAGCGGUCCAACCCGCCCGACGGCGCCGCGGCCGCCGUCGACGCCGUCGCGGCGGGCGACGCCGCGUCCGCGGAGGAGCCCGAGGAGCCGCCGCCGCCGCCCGUGUUCCGGCCGCUGGCGGACCUCGUCGUCCACCUCUUUUCGAGGUGCCUCGACCCGGAGAACUUCUACUGGGCCGUGCUCGACCCGACGUUCCCGAUCCCGCAGAACCGGAACGAGGUCAUCCACCGCCUCGGCUGGCUCAACGUGCUCGACGUGCGCAACCCGGAGAUCGCGGGCUACGACAUCGACCUGCGCUACCCGGACCACUGGAAGGUCGCGCACGUGCUCACGCAGCUCGCGGCCGUCGAGCCGGGCCUCAACUUCAAGCACCCGACGUUCCGCCGGCUCCACGGCCUCGACCCCAUCCCGGGCUGGGACCUCCCGGCGAACUGGGACGUCGUACGCUACACGGGCAACCUCGCCAAGGGCAUCCCCACGGACGGCGCGCUCACGCUCGACUACGAGUGCGACGCGGACGACCUCGAGCUCCGCCGCGACCUCGGCGACGCGUUCACGCUCGCGCGCGUCCAGCGGCCCCAGCGGAGCGCCAUCGAGGCCGCGACGCUGCUGGACGAGGACCACUAUAAGGUGGGCGCCUUCGCGGCCAUGCUCAAGAAAAGGCAUGACCGGGAGCAGAAGGAGGAGGCCGAAGCGCGCGAGAAGGCGUCGAAGCCGCUGCCGGCGCCCAAGCCGCGUGGCCCCGCCCCCAAGGACCUCAAGCAGCGCCCCAAGACCUGGGACCCGCUCGGCGGCGCCGUCGACACCACCAACACGUCGCACCCCAUGGGCCAGUACCGCGGCGCGUGGAUCGGCGUCGAGGAGAGCGACCCGGACGCGGAGCCGCUACCCGCUCAGCGGCGUCCCACCGGGCGUCCGCCGGCGGGCUACCGGUGGGACCCGUGCGCCGGCCCCGUCGUGCCCUGCCAGGGCCACGCCGCCGGCGUCUACCAGGGCAAGUACGUCAACGACGACGACACGCACUCGUCGUCCGACGAGGAGCAGGACGCGCAGGAGGUCGAGAUGGUCGGCAGCCGAUCUCGAGCGACGAUGUCGGCCCCGGCCGUGAAGCAGCGGGGUCCUUAUGUUUAUGCACCCGGGCGUCACCCGAGCGUGAUCAUGAAGCAGCUGCACGCGGCUUUCAGGGAGAAGCUCGUGGAGGACGCGCGCGCGGCCGGGUUCGAGUUCGGGAACUGCGAGACGUGCAACGACCCAGUGAUCGUGGGCUGGAAUUCGACCUUGUCGUACAAGAUGCUAACGAAAAGGUUCAAAGGGCAAAAACUCGUGUCGCGUCUCGGCGGGCGGCUCUGCAGGAUCUGCUACUCGCGGGCCCGCGCCGCGGGAGACCUGCCGGAAAUGAAGAACUCGAAGCGGAUGCAGAUACUCGCGACGGAAGUUCGGGAGAAGCUGUUCGCGGCGGAAAGCUCGGACGACGAGGAGCAGCCCGAGGACCAGGACCGGCUCCAGCCCAUCACGAUGAAGACGCGCAGCAUGCCCGUGGGCUCCUCCCUGCCCAGUGUCGAGCAGAGCAUCGCGAAGGAGCGGAAGCGGAAACGCCGCGAGCGGGCCGCGGUGCAGUUGACGCGGGUGCUCAAGUCCACGGGCGCGGUGGCGGACGCGGCGGAGGAGUUCAAGGCCCAGAAGAUGAAGGACUGCCUCGAAGGCGACUCGGGUGAGAAGGUCGACGAUGACAAGGUCGACGAAUACGUCGCGGAGCAGCACGCCGUCCAGGAAAUGUUGAAGGAGAACACCGAAACUCAGCGCCAAGCGGAGCUCCACUACCAGCAGAAGGCGAAAACCAAGUCCGCCGCGAACAAGCGCGACGGCGAGACGCCCGCCGACGGCGAUACGGACGCGCCGACGAACGGCGCCACGGGCGCGCCCGCGGCCGCGAGCCCGCCGAAGAAGAAGCGCGGGCGCGGGCCGCCCGAGACGCCGUCCGAGGGCGGCGAGAGCGGCGUCGCGGGCCGCGUCGGCGCGCGGAAGAACCGCGGCACCCGCGCGCCCUCCGAGUUCCGCGAGGAGCCAUCGACCUUCCUCGCGCAGUCCUCCGCGCGCUUCGGCGACCAGCGCGGCGUGACCUUCGCCAAACCCAAGGAGAAGCGCCACUACACGUACCGCGACGACAACACUAUCGAGUCGCUCACCGUCACCACCCAGGACUCGCUCACGACCGGAGUGACCACGGUCGCGCAGGCCGAAAAGAUCGAGCAGCUCCAGGCGGAGCUCGCGGCCGCCCGCGCGAACGCGUCGAGCAGCGAGUCCGAGGGCGAGGAGGCCGAGCCGCGCGCGCCGCCGGCGCCGGCUCAGGCGCCGGCUCAGGCGCCGGCACCGGCGCCGGCGCCCGCCGCGGCGCCGCGGCGCGUCUGGAAGGGCAAGGGCGCCUUCGCGCCGCGGCGGCGGUCGACGCCGGCCGCGGCGCGGCGCUACACCGUCGGCGAGGCCGCGCGGCGCCACGGCGAGGGCUGCGUCAAGGGGUCGCGGCUCUCGCUCGUCGGCGAGCUCAUCAGCGAGAUCGCGGACGUGCCGGCCUUCGCCGCGGGCUGCGCGACGGUCUUCCUGAGCAACAACGCGCUCACGUCGCUCCGGGGCAUCUCGCAGUUCCGAGACGUCGUCGCUUUAUCAGCGACGAACAACUGCGUCGCGCACCUGGAGGAGCUCGCGCACCUGGGCGCCUUGAAGAAGCUCGAGACGCUGGCCCUCGACGGCAACGCCGUCUCCUGGCUGCCGGGCUACCGCUGCCGCGCGAUCUGCGCCGCGGGCGACGAGCUCAAGCGGCUCGACGGCCGCGACGUGUCGCCCGCGGAGCGCGCGGCGGCGCGGCCGGGCGACCGGAAGAACGGCGCCAUCUGGGACGACUUGGUGCGCCGCGCGCUCUGGGCCCGGGCCAUCGGCAUCUACGCGAAGCUGCGCGUGUGCCACCGGGAGCUGCGGCGCGUCUUCGCGUCCGCGUUCUCGGCGCCGCACGCGGAGCCGCGGCCGCCCGCGGCGACGCCGCGCGAGCUCCUCAAGCGCUGGCGCCUCGACGGGGCCUGCGCCCACGAGGCGCCCCACGUGCGGCGGCGCGUCGAGGACGCCGCGCGCGAGGCCGCCUUCGCCAUGAAGCGCGGCGGGAAGCAGCGGCCCGCGGGCGACGACGUCUUCGCGCGCGUGCUCGACGGCAUCAACCGCCAGUACAUGAGCGCGCUGGAGGCCUGCGAGCACAACGACGGCGCCGAGCACCGGGACCGGAGCCGGCUGCCCGUGCGGGCUUUGUGCGACGCCGCGCGGACGGAGAUGGCCGCCGCGGGCUUCUCGGCCGACGGCCGGCCGCGGGGCCUCGUCGACGACCGCGCGGCGCCCUUCGACGACGACGACGACGACGACGACGACGGCGGGCCGCCGCCGGCCCAGGACCACGAGUCCGUCGUGUCCAGCCUGCCGUCGGCGAGCCUGCCGUCGGCGUCGCUGCCGCCGCAGCAGGCGGACCCGGACGAGCAGUCGGACGUCGACGACGCGUACUUCGUCGAGGCCGACGAGGCGCCGCACGCGGCGCCGCCCGCGCCCGCGCCGGCGCCGGAGCGCCGCCGGUCCGCCGCGCGGGAGCCGCCGCGGCCGCCGCCGGAGCGGCGCCGGCCGUCGGCCGCCGCGGCGCCGCCGCCGCGGCCGCCGCGGCCGGAGCCCCCGCGGCCCCGGGCGUCGUCCGCGGCGCUCCACGUCUUCCCCCGGGCCGCGCCGGCGCCGGCGCCGGCCGCGCCCCCCCCGGCGCCCGCGCGCCGCGGGUCCGCGGCGACGGCGGCGUCCGGGUCCGCGGCGACGGCCCAGGUCGCGCCCGCCGCGGCGCCGCCGGCGCCCGGCUCCGCGGCCGGCGCGUCGACCGCGGGCUCGAGCCGGCGGCGGUCGACGGUGCUCCUCGCGCGCGCGGCGGAGACGGACCGCCUCGAGCAGGUCGCGAAGCACGUCGACGACUUCGUCGGCGGCGACGCGGGGCUCGAUUCGGCGUCGUACGCGCUCCUGGAGGACGACGCGACGCCGGACGCGCACGACGGCAGUCUGCAGUCGCUCAAGACCUACGCGCGCGCGCAGAAGCGGCGCCUCAAGGCGCUGGAGACCGCCGUCGCGAGCGAGCGGCGCCGGUCCCUGGCCGCGCGGCAGCUGGAGCUGGGCGUGGCCGAGGCGGCGCGCGCCGAGGCGCCCGACGACGCGACCGUCGCGACGUCCGUGGUCGAGGACGCCGAGGAGGAGCUCGAGCGCCUGCGGGCCGUCUUGGCGGCGGCGGUGCAGCGCAGCGGCAAGCUGCGGGAUCUCAUGGCGCGGCGCGACGCGGCCGUCGAGGCCGCGGGCAAAGCGGAGGCCGCCGCGGACGCCGCGGCCGCGGACCUGGCGGACGCGAACGCCGGGCUGGACCGGCGCCGGGACGCGCUCGAGGACGCCGAGGCGUCGCUGGCCGCCGCCGCCGACGACGCCAAGGCCGCGGCGCGCGACCGCGCGGCCGCGCUGCUCGACGCGGGCGGCUACGACUCGGCGAGCGGCGGCUCGAGCGGCGACUCGAGCGGCGACUCGAGCGACGACGGCCGCGCGGCGCGCCGCGCGGCCGCGGGCGCCGACGUCGCCGCGUUGAUCGCGAAGCACGCCGCGGCGGCCGGCGGCGACGGGCUGCCCCGGUUGGCCGCCGCCAGGGCGCCCCUGCUCCUGCGGCGGACGCUCCGGCGGCUCCGGGCCGCGCGGCGCGUCGCGGGCGACGACGACGACGUCGCGCUGCCGAGCACGCUCCGGCGCCGGGCGCGGAGCGGCCUCGCCGCGCUGCGGAGCGCCGUCGCGGCCCGGAAGAUCGUGGCGUUGUCCGCGGACUUCGCGGCGCGCGCGGCGGUCGCGCGCUGCGUCGACGCGCUCCGGUCCGCGUCCGCGCGCGGGCCCGCGGCGCGGCGCCGCGCGGACCCGCCCGCCUCCCGCGCCAAGGCCCGCGCCGCGCUGGCGCGCUGGCGGGCGAGCGCGGUUGAAACGCGGCGGCUCCGGGAAAACGCGCUGACGAUCGCGACGCCGCGGCGGUUGAGGGCCGCGACGGCGCGCUGGCGCGGCUGGGCGUCCGGCGCGCGGCAGCGCCGCGAGCGCGUCGCCGCGGCCUGGCUGCUGCGGCGCGUGCUCCGGGACUGGCGCCGCGUCCUGGCCUGCGCCGUGGGCCGGCGGCGCGCCGCGGCGCGCGGCGUCGCGCCCGUCGCCGACGCGCUGAAACGGCGGUGGCGGUUCUUCGCGUGGCGGCGCGCGGCGGCCGCGGCGCGCGUCGCGCGGCUCGUCCGCGGGCCCGGGGCCGAGCGGCGGUCGCGGGCCAUCGCGCUGGCUCUGUGGCGCGAGCGCGCGGACGACGUCGGCCGCUUUAGGGUCGCCGCGGCCAAGGCUUUGGAGCGCUACCUCGGGGCGCUCGCGCGGCGGGGCUUCGAGGGCUGGCGCGCGGCGGCGACGCGGCGGAAGGCGCUCCGGGGCCUGCGGCGCAUCGCGCGGCGGGCCGCCGCGGGCCGGUCGCGCAUCGAGCGCGACCGGCGCGCGGCGCGGGAGACGGCGGAGCGCGGCCGGCGCGCCGCCGUCGUCGCGUGGGCGGCCGCGCGCGAGACGCGCGCGCGGCGCGCGUUGCUGGCGCGCGUCGCCGCCGCCUGGCACGGCGAGCGCGCCGCGGCGGCCUGCCGGCGGCGCGCCCUGCUCCGGUGCGCCACCGCGGCGACGCCGCGCGCGCGGCUGAGCCGGCGCCUGGACGCGGCCGACUCGACGUGCCGCGCCGCGGCGCUCGAGCGCUGGUUCCUCAACGCGAUGCUGCGGCCGGCCAAGGCCGCGCGCGAGGCCGCGGCCGUGCAACGGGCGACGGCGGAGGCCGCGGUCGUCGCCGCGGAGGACCGGCUCUUCAAAAGGCUCAAGCGCGCGGCCGCCGCGGCCGCCGCCGUCGCCGCGACGACGCGGCGCUGCGAGCGCGCGGCGGCCGAGGUCGCCCGGGAGGCCGACGCGGCGAAGGUGGCCAAGGCGGCGGCGCAGGACGAGGCCGCGCGGGCCGACGCGGCCGACGCGGCGCUCGCGAAGGCGCGAAGGCGCUGCGAUCACGCGGCGACGGACGUCAAGGCGGAGGCGCGCGCGCUCGCGGUCGCGUCCAAGGCCCUGGACCAGCUCGCCGCGGGCCUGGGCACGGACGGCGGCGUCGGGGCGCUGGCGGUGCGCGUGGAGAAGCGGGGGCGGAGGCCGCCGCGCGCGAAGAAGCCCGCGAAGGGCGACCCCGCUCGCACGUUCCGCGCGCUCGCGGACUGCGAGAAGCGCCUCGGCUGGCUGCGCACGGCCAAGGCGGAGCUCGGCCGCGCGCGGGGGGACCGCGACCUCGCGACGGACCACGCGAAGACGGCCAAGGCGACGUUCGCGUCCGAGGCGGACGCGAAGCUCGCCGCCGCCGUCGCGCUCGCGAGGGACCUCCGGCGGGCCAUCGCGGAGAGCGAGGGCCAGGCCGCGGCCCACGAGCGGGGGAAGCUGCGCGUCCUCGGCGACCUCGAGGCGCUCAAGCGCGACCUCGACGCCGUCGUCGCGGAGACGCGCGAGACGCGCGACGACCGCAAGGCGCGGCUCGACAAGGUCGCGCGGCGCAACGCCGCGCUCGAGCGCGAGCGCCAGCAGGAGGCGUCGGCGCUCCAGAACCUGCGGCCGGCCGAGGACGGGUUGGACGGCCUGCCCUGGGCCGGGCCCUAAAAAAGUUUCAUCGGAG
Aureococcus anophagefferens is the source of this 11929-nucleotide messenger RNA. RefSeq lists its product as hypothetical. NCBI's taxonomy places the organism in Eukaryota, Pelagophyceae, Pelagomonadales, Pelagomonadaceae. Gene Ontology annotation, molecular function: calcium ion binding; protein binding. The transcript has 8 exons. Bases 1 to 11913 code for a protein of 3970 amino acids. The record is from RefSeq and is a predicted model, not a curated record.